Lentinula edodes (shiitake mushroom) is the source of this 2086-nucleotide messenger RNA. Its product is annotated as subtilisin-like protein. Gene Ontology annotation, biological process: proteolysis. The record is from RefSeq and is a predicted model, not a curated record. The transcript has 16 exons. The coding region runs from base 60 to 1961 and encodes 633 amino acids. NCBI's taxonomy places the organism in Eukaryota, Fungi, Basidiomycota, Agaricomycetes, Agaricales, Omphalotaceae. Gene Ontology annotation, molecular function: tripeptidyl-peptidase activity; serine-type endopeptidase activity.
UUUCUUAUUUCAGCAGUGUACUACAAUUCAAAAUCUUCAGUCUUCCUUCUUCUCGUGCCAUGUUGGCUCUUCUAAGUCUUCCAUUCAUUUGCUCUUGGUUUGGACAGGUAUCUUCCAGCCUCACGCCAUUCGUUUUGCAUGAACGACGCUCUCGUUCUCCAAGCGGUUGGGUCCCCGAACGCAAACACGAUGCUUCUGCAGUUCUUCCUCUACGAUUCGGACUCAAGCAGUCCAACAUUCAGAACUUAGAGGAAUACCUCUAUGAUAUUUCCGAUCCUGAUUCGUCCAACUUCGGCAAGCAUUGGACACCACUAGAGGUUGCCAAGACGUUCGCGCCCAGCGCCGAGAGCGUCAAGGUAGUUCAUGAAUGGUUGAUAGAUAAUGGUAUACCUAAGGAUAGACUAAGGAUAACACCAAGUCAAGGCUGGAUUGAAGUGGAUGCCACAGUGGAAGAGGCGGAACACCUGAUACUUGCGGACUAUUAUGUUUACAAGCAUGAAUCUGGUCAAGAACACAUCGCUUGCAAUGAAUAUCAUCUUCCCCAACACGUCGCACCUCAUGUUGAAAUUGUUACUCCCUCUGUCCAUUUUGAUGCUAUAAUUCGCCCUACACCCAUGAAUAGAGAUACUGCUCUGAUGAAAACGGACAUCACUGUCGUUAAUACAACCUACUUGGGAGUCGGACACUGUGAUACCCAAAUUUCUAUUGACUGUCUGCGCGCGCUUUAUGAUUUUGAUUACACUCCGAUCGCGUCCGGUCGGAAUAGUUAUGGCAUAGUCGAGUACACGCCUCAAAGUUUUCGCCAGUCAGAUAUGGAUCUAUUUUUCACCAAUUAUUCCAUUCCUGAACUCAUCGGUCGCCCUCCUUACCAAGUUUCUAUCGAUGGAGGUUAUCAACAAACUUUCAACCAGAGUUUUGAUUAUGUUGGAGAAUCCCAUCUGGAUCUUCAAUAUGGAAUGGGGCUGGUUACCUCCAAGUUAAAUGUCACAUUGUAUCAAGUGGGCGACACUGUUAAUCCGAACACAUCGUUCAACAAUUUCCUUGAUGCUCUUGACGGUUCUUACUGUACCUAUGAGGGUGGAGAUGACCCCACGGUGGAUGCGAUUUAUCCUGAUACGCAAGCGGGAGGAUACGAUGGCCCGUCAGCUUGUGGUACCACCAAACCCGCAGCUGUCAUCAGCACAUCCUAUGGAUACAAUGAAGCUGACCUUACCCCUUUCUAUGCUACUCGCCAGUGCAACGAGUACGCCAAGUUGGGCCUAAUGGGUGUUACGAUCCUAUAUUCCUCUGGAGACAGUGGAGUUGCAGGCAAUGGUCAGGUAUGCCUGAAUGACGAUGGUUCUCAAUCUGUCAAUGGGACCCGAUUUAAUCCGAGCUUUCCUGGUUCAUGCCCAUAUGUUACUUCUGUUGGAGCUACCCAAAUUGCUGAAGGAAAUUCAGUUGAUGAUCCCGAGGUCGCUGCUGCUCGAGUCACUGCUAGUGGAGUCUUUUACAGCGGUGGAGGAUUCAGUAAUGUCUUUGGAAUUCCGAACUAUCAAAAAGAUGCCGUCGCAACGUAUAUCAAGAACUUUAAAACGGACAAUUUCACGACUUCAGCUUAUAAUUCUUCCGGAAACAGUCGCGCGUUCCCCGACGUUGCGGUCAACGGUGCUGCGUACGUUGUGGCUGCCGAGGGCGAAUUCAUCCUCGAGUGGGGCACUUCUGCAUCCUCACCCACUAUGGGAUCUAUACUUGCAAUGAUAAACGACGCCCGUCUUGCAAUUGGCAAAAGCACCAUUGGUUUUAUUAAUCCUACGAUCUACUCAACGCUGUUCCAAGAGGCUUUCAAUGACAUCAGAUCUGGUAACAAUCCUGGUUGUGGAACGGAAGGCUUUACUGCUGCUAGUGGCUGGGAUCCCCUCACGGGACUUGGAACGCCAAAUUUCGAGAGGCUGAAGGAAUUAUGGCUUGCUCUGCCUUAAUUAUUUACUCUGCUCAUCCAUCCUUAUUUAUUGCAUGCCUUGAUUUAGAUACUGUAUAUAAUAUCUGAUCCAUAGUUUAUUUACUUAACAUUAAAAUAUGCAAGAAAUUGCUUGGAAUUGCCGAU